Molecule: messenger RNA, 2617 nt
Organism: Lagenorhynchus albirostris (white-beaked dolphin)
Lineage: Eukaryota; Metazoa; Chordata; Mammalia; Artiodactyla; Delphinidae
Product: AP-2 complex subunit beta-like
Biological process (GO): vesicle-mediated transport; intracellular protein transport
Cellular component (GO): membrane coat
Molecular function (GO): clathrin binding
Source: RefSeq, a predicted model, not a curated record
CCAGCGGGCUCGGUUGGAGAGGAGUUUUCCGCUGGUUAGGUUACGUUCAAGCAGAACUCUAGGCACUUGCAACACUAAAUGAAAAUGGUUCCUACCCUCGAACACGGUAGGAUGCGUCACAUUAGCGAUAUGAAUACAGUGCUAAAACGGAGUGAUGCUGUUGAAUUCUAACUCGCAUGAAUUGGGGAGGCUUGGCAGACAAGGUGCACAUUAAAGAUCCACAACCAUGACUGACUCCAAGUACUUCACAACCAAUAAAAAAGGAGAAAUCUUUGAAUUAAAGGCUGAACUCAACAAUGAAAAGAAAGAAAAGAGGAAGGAGGCUGUGAAGAAAGUGAUUGCUGCUAUGACUGUGGGGAAAGAUGUUAGCUGUCUCUUUCCAGAUGUAGUGAAUUGUAUGCAGACUGACAACCUGGAACUAAAGAAGCUCGUGUAUCUCUACUUGAUGAACUAUGCCAAGAGUCAGCCAGACAUGGCCAUCAUGGCUGUCAACAGCUUUGUGAAGGUGGUGGCUAAUGCUGUAGCAGCAUUAUCUGAAAUCAGUGAAUCUCACCCAAACAGCAACUUACUUGAUCUGAAUCCACAUAACAUUAAUAAGCUACUGACAGCCCUGAAUGAGUGUACCGAGCGGGGCCAGAUUUUCAUCCUGGACUGCCUGUCUAAUUACAACCCUAAAGAUGACCGGGAGGCUCAGAGUAUCUGUGAGCGGGUAACUCCUUGGCUAUCUCACGCCAACUCAGCAGUGGUGCUUUCAGCAGUUAAAGUCCUAAUGAAAUUUCUAGAGUUGUUACCCAAGGACUCUGACUACUACAAUAUGCUGCUGAAGAAGUUGGCCCCUCCACUUGUCACUUUGCUGUCUGGGGAGCCAGAGGUGCAGUACGUCGCCCUGAGGAACAUCAACCUGAUCGUCCAGAAAAGGCCUGAAAUCUUGAAGCAGGAGAUCAAAGUUUUCUUUGUGAAGUACAAUGAUCUCAUCUAUGUGAAACUAGAGAAAUUGGACAUCAUGAUUCGUUUGGCAUCCCAAGCCAACAUUGCUCAGGUUCUGGCAGAACUGAAGGAAUAUGCCACAGAGGUGGAUGUCGACUUUGUGCGCAGAGCUGUGCGGGCCAUUGGACGGUGUGCCAUCAAGGUGGAGCAAUCUGCAGAGCGCUGUGUAAGCACAUUGCGUCUCAUCCAAACCAAAGUAAAUUAUGUGGUCCAAGAGGCGAUUGAUAUCUUCCGCAAAUACCCCAACAAAUAUGAAAGUAUCAUUGCCACUUUGUGUGAGAACUUAGACUCACUGGAUGAGCCAGAUGCUCCAGCAGCUAUGAGUUGGAUUGUGGGAGAAUAUGCUGAAAGAAUUGACAAUGCAGAUGAGUUACUAGAGAGCUUCCUGGAAGGUUUUCAUGAUGAAAGCACCCAGGUACAGCUCACUCUGCUUACUGCCAUAGUGAAGCUGUUUCUCAAGAAACCAUCAGAAACGCAGGAGCUGGUACAGCAGGUCUUGAGUUUGGCAACACAGGAUUCUGAUAAUCCUGACCUUCGAGACCAGGGCUCUAUUUAUUGGCGCCUUCUCUCAACUGAUCCUGUCACAGCCAAAGAAGUAGUCUUGUCUGAGAAGCCACUGAUCUCUGAGGAGACAGCUCUUAUUGAGCCAACUCUGUUGGAUGAGCUCAUCUGCCACAUUGGUUCUUUGGCCGCAGUGUACCAUAAGCCGCCCAAUGCUUUUGUGGAAGGAAGUCAUGGAAUCCAUCGCAAACACUUGCCAGUACAUCAUGGGAGCACUGAUGCGGGUGACAGCCCUGUUGGCACCACCACUGCCACCAACCUGGAACAGCCUCAGGUUAUCCCCUCUCAAGGUGACCUUCUGGGGUAUCUUUUAAACCUUGACCUUGGUCCCCCAGUCAAUGUGCCACAGGUAUCCUCCAUGCAGAUGGGAGCAGUGGAUCUCUUGGGAAGAGGACUAGAUAGUCUGGUGGGACAGUCCUUCAUCCCAUCAUCAGUGCCUGCAACCUUUGCUCCUUCACCUACUCCUGCUGUGGUCAGCAGUGGUCUGAAUGACCUAUUUGAACUCUCCACGGGGAUAGGCAUGGCACCUGGUGGAUAUGUGGCUCCUAAGGCUGUCUGGCUGCCUGCAGUAAAGGCUAAGGACCUGGAGAUUCCGGGAAUACUUACUCACCGCCAAGGGCACAUCUAUAUGGAAAUGAACUUCACCAGCAAAGCUCUGCAGCACAUGACAGACUUUGCAAUUCAGUUUAACAAGAAUAGCUUUGGUGUCAUCCCCAGCACUCCUCUGGCCAUCCAUACACCACUGAUGCCAAACCAGAGCAUUGAUGUCUCCCUGCCUCUCAACACGUUGGGCCCAAGUCAUGAAGAUGGAGCCUCUGAACAACCUGCAGUCUCCUUUUGGAGUCUUUUGACUGUGUCAGUCUGAACUGACUUCCUUCAACACCUGGAACUGUCAUCCUGGGAUCUCCCUUCAUAAUAGCCCUGGGGAUUCAUUCCGUUCGCCUGUCUGGUAUGUUGGGUCUCCUAUUGUAUUUUUCUUCCCUUGGUUUACUCCUUCAUUUUGAUGAAAAACAUCCUCUAGUAGCUUCCUAAGAAUAAGUAUGUAGAGAAUAAAGUUUUUGAGACUUCA